Molecule: messenger RNA, 363 nt
Organism: Striga asiatica
Lineage: Eukaryota; Viridiplantae; Streptophyta; Magnoliopsida; Lamiales; Orobanchaceae
Source: the annotation of a GenBank genome assembly
AUGCCGCCAGAAGCAGCGGCGGCUCACCAGAAGCUGCACCAAAAAGACAAACUUGAUCAAAUUAUAAACAAAGUUCCACAACCACCGCCCGUCGCCUCCGAUCUCACCCAGCGCCGCCCACGCCAUCGUCCGAUCCCGCCGCCGGUCACCGUCCGUACCCCACCCGCCGUCGUCGCCUUCCAUCUGCCACCUGUCGUCCGCCACAACACCCUCCGCCGUCGAACAAGAGGUUCUCCCGACGAGACGACAACGUGGCCACCGAUGAACGCUUGUUGCAGCGGCGUGCGGCCGCUGGCGUUGUGGUCGCCAGAGCUCGGCCAUCCGGGCGAUGAGGUGGUUGUUGAAAUUGAGUGUGGUCGAUGA